UAAAAAAAAAACAACACAAAGUGAUUAUGAAAUUUAUAUUUUCCAUCUUAUUUUAGCGGUUUCCCACCAUCACAAAGACAACGGUACCCUGAUUGGUCGUUUCAAAAACUGGGACGGGGUUAAUGCAACAAUAGCUUCUUGAGAUCCUUUUCAGAAACAAAGCAAAAUAAUGAAAUUGUUUAAGUUAAAAUGCAUGUUUAUACUAUAAAUGUCAAAACAUGUCAAAUGGAAGAAUCUCAUCCGGGACGGAAACUGAGGCACUGCUUCUCCCCUGGAAGGAUUCUCCUUCCUUAAAUAACAUCUUUUGUUACAAUAGUUUUUCUUUUCUUUCCCUUAAUAAUUUUUUAAUCACGUCAAUAUUUUUAAUAUAAAUGGUCUUAACUGAGAGUUAACUCAUUAACUGAGAUCUGAGGAUUAUUUGCCCUCCUACAUCUAUCACUCUCUCCUAAAUGGCUACUGUAGCUGUCUGUUGUUUACUUGCAUCGCUCUGAUUGGCUUAAGUCUUGCGUCUCCUGAUCUCUCAUUGGACAGUUCAAUAAGGCAAUAUGGGCGGUGCAUAUGCUUAAAUCUUUCAUGGUCCAAAGCGUUAUUCUCCAUAAACUACAAACACAGCGGAUCUCUCUUACCUAGCCUUUUGUUUAAACUCUUUCAACCUGGUAGUUUAGUCUGUAGGUGGAGAUUGAUGAAUGUAACCAAAUAAUACUGGAAGCCAUGCCUACAUGGAGGCUGACGAAAGUGCCGGGAGGCUUGUGUGCACUUUUGCUGAUCCUGCAUCUUUGCUUUCAAACCAUGCUGUGAGUUCUGCUGCUGGAUCUCGCCUGUGUGGACGACGCGUUCCUCUCCCUUCCUUCUCGAAAGCGUGGGGCAGCUGUGUAGGAGGGAAGAAGUGGGAGGCCCCGGGGGGGGGGAGGCGGGGAAUGCGAAUGCUUACGGCUGAUGGCCAAGAGAUCUGGAGAAGCUUCAGAGCAGCUCUCUUUAUGGACCGCACCGGCUGUCUGAGGAGAUAAGGAGCAGCACAACAAAGCGGCGGUGCUGUCAGCAAGCAUUUGGAUUUGUUUUUUAUGCCACACGGGGAAAACAAUAUCUUGUCAUCGACAGACGUAGGUUUCAUCUUGGUGAUCGAUCGCAGACAGGACCGAUGGGCGGCUGUCAAGGCGACUCUGCUUCGUAUUGCGGGCUCCUUCCCCGGGAACCUCCAGCUGGUCCUGGUUCUGCGGCCCACCACCCUGCUGCAGAGGACGCUCUCAGACAUCCUCUUUAAGUUCAACAAGGAUGAGUUCAAGAUGAAGGUGCCGGUGAUCAUGCUGAGCUCUGUGAGUGAGCUGCACUCCUACAUCGACCGCACCCAGCUGACGCGGGAGCUCGGAGGAACGCAGGACUACUGCCACGAGAAGUGGAUCUCGCACCGAACUGCCAUUGAGGGAUUUGCACUGAUGGUGAAGAGAACAGCGCAGACCCUGCAGUCAUUUGGGACGGAGCUGGCAGAAACCGAACUCCCAAAUGAAAUUCAGACGACGACCGUCCUGCUUAGCACACACACCAGCAAGAGGGACAAAAUGAAGGAGGACAUACUGGUUGCUCUGGACCAAGGCAGCAGGCUGCUGGAGAGCAUCAAUGAACCUGUAGUGAGAGACCCUGACCACAACAUGAACCAGGACGAACUGGAAAACCUUGCAACAGUUCAAAGACUGCUGUCUCAGCUGGACGAGACGGAAAGGGCUUUUGACGAGUUCUGGGUGAGGCAUCAGACCAAACUGGAGCAGUGUUUGCAACUGCGACACUUUGAGCACAACUACAGAGAGGUCAGAGGUCUGCUCGACAACCUGUCGGAGAAGCUGGUGACCUUCUCCGAGGUCGGGAUCAGCCCCGCUCACGCCGACCACAUCUUCUGUGAGCUCACCUCCUUUGAAGAGCGAGUCUGUGAGGUUCUGGACAGAGCCUCGGCGCUGUCUCGUGAGGGUGACGAGCUCAUCCAGAAGUCCCACUAUGCCGAGGACUCCAUCCAGCCCAAAUGCAGCGAGCUGAGAGCCGUCAGCGAGAGCCUGAGCUGCAGCCUCAGCACCAAGAAGGACUACCUGCUGAAAGCCAUGGAGCUGCACCGUCGGCUGGAGAGGGCAUCCAAAUGGGUCGACGAUGGCAUCUACCUGCUGGCCUCUCAGCCAGUAGACAAGUGCCAGUCCCACGAGGGGGCCGAGCUGGCCUUGCAGGAGUUGGAGCGUUACCUAGACAACGCUGGUCAGAAUCAGCUGACUGAGCUCGACGCCAUCUGGAAGGAGUACGAGGAAGUGCUGAGCCAGCAGUUCAGGGAGCAAGUGGAGAAAGUUUACCAAAAGCAAACGUCCAUGCAGGAGAUGUUUGACAAGCGGAAGAUCAGCCUCAAGAAGCUGGCAGCCAAACAAACCAGGCCGGUGCAGCCAGUGGCUCCCAGACCAGAAGCCUUCAUCAAAUCACCGCUCAGCUCUCCCGCGCACAAAGCACACCUGGAAAAAAAUUCGGAGUCCAACCUCGGCUGUGAAAAAAAGAAUGGCCAGCUGCAGAAUGAAGACGGUGGCAGCAGACACGCGUCCCAGUCGGAGGAGGAGGAGAACCUGGCGGUGCUCCGGCGACAUGUAAUGAACGAGCUGCUGGAGACCGAGAGGGCCUAUGUGGAGGAGCUGCUCUGUGUGCUGCAGGGUUAUGCCUCUGAGAUGGACAAUCCAGCCAUGUCUCACCUCAUCCCUGCGCCUUUGCAGAACAAAAAGGAGGUUCUGUUUGGCAACAUGCCAGAGAUUUACCAUUUUCACAAAAGAACCUUUCUGAGGGAGUUGGAGCUUUACACAGACUGCCCAGAGUUAGUGGGAAGAUGCUUUUUGGAGAGGAUGACUGACCUGCAGAUCUACGAGAAGUACUGUCACAAUAAACCUCGGUCUGAGAGCCUCUGGAGGCAGUGCUCAGACUGCGCCUUCUUCCAGGAAUGUCAGAAGAAGCUUGAACACAAGCUGGGUUUAGAUUCAUAUCUGCUGAAGCCAGUUCAGAGAAUAACCAAAUAUCAGCUGCUGCUGAAAGAAAUGCUGAAGUACAGUAAGGGCUGCGACGGAGCAGAUGACCUGCAGGAGGCGCUGACCUCCAUCCUGGGCAUCCUCAAGGCCGUCAACGACUCCAUGCACCUCAUCGCCAUCACAGGGUUUGAGGGUAAUAUGACUGAACUAGGAAAGCUCCUCAUGCAGGGCUCAUUCAGUGUUUGGACUGAGCACAAAAAAGGUCACGCCAAAGUUAAAGACCUGGCUCGUUUCAAGCCCAUGCAGAGACACCUGUUCCUCCACGAGAAGGCUCUGCUCUUCUGCAAGAGGAGGGAGGAGAACGGAGAGGGCUACGAGAAGGCUCCUUCGUACAGCUUCAAACAGUCACUUAGUAUGAAUGCAGUGGGGUUCACUGAGAAUGCCAAGGGAGACAACAAGAAGUUUGAAAUCUGGUCCAGCUCCAGAGAGGAGGUUUAUAUUGUUCAGGCGCCAACUGCUGAGGUAAAAACCACAUGGGUGAAUGAGAUCAGGAAGGUUCUCACAACCCAACUGGAGGCCUGCAGAGAAGCCAGCCAGCAGAGGGCGCCAGACCAAGUGUUUCCGUUUCCCCCGCUGCCAACCGGAACUGUGAGUCUCAGUCCUUUUAAGACGAGUCAGAAGGUUAAAAAGGGAGAGGAGAAGAAGGCUGAGCCGUGCAGCCCUGACGUCAUCUCUACUUGUUCACCAAAGCUUACUGUGAAAGACGAGGCAGUGACAAGCCCGACCUCAGACAGAGCUGCUGCGGCUAAAAAGCGAUUUACUUUGCAGGGCUUCAGUAACCUCAAAACUCAGAAAGAGCCCACAAGCACUGAUGACAAAUGUUAUACAUUCCCCAUGAUAAUCUGCCCAUCUUCAGGAUCCCCCACCAGCCCAGACCACAACACCAAACGGCAGAGUGAUCCCACGCCUUUUGGCUUCAAAGGUCCUCCUCCCCUCCACCUGACCAGGGCCAGGUGGUUCAGCACCUCUAGUCUCUUACAGACAAAGUGGAGAGGAUGGAAUAAGACCUCCCUGUCUCUGGAUGAACACGACGGCUACUCCAGCGCCGAGGAGCCUCUUAACUCUGAUCCAGAAGAGGAAAACCACAAGAAGCUGUGUGCUGGGAAAUACACCGUAAUGGCAGACUACGAGAACGGAGCUGCAGACGAGCUUUUAGUGAAGAGUGGAGACAUUGUGCAGCUGGUGAAGGAGGGGGACGACGGACAGUGGUUUGUGCGGAACCUCAACACGUCUAAGGAGGGCUGGAUGGCCGCUGCUAAUCUUAUGACCCUCAUGGAGAAGUCCAAGUCUUGUCAGUCUCUCAGCAGCUCCGAAGGCAGUGGGAACCUCAGCACAUCCUCCAGCUGCAGCGAGGCCUAAACAAACUCGCCAGACGUCAAACCCUGACCUCCUCUGCACUUCUCCGGUCAAGGAACUGCCCUCCUGAAUGCAAGCGUCACAUGGCUGCGUCUGUGCUGUAAUGCCAACAUCAGUACUCCUGGAUUUUGCACAAAAUGUCGUAUGUUUGUCAUUGUUUUUACUGAACGCGUACGCCGCGUGGUCUCAUAACGUUGUCACCGUUACGCUUGUUGAGGUGUAAACAUUAGAGAAAAAAACUCCACUGUGUAGUAAAGUGAUCUGGCAGCAGACAUUUUUUAUGAUCAGUUUUAGAUGUAUGAGUGGACCAGCAGGACUGAGAUCUGUUAAUGCAUCUUUUUUAUCACUUCACAAGCAAGGAAAAGUUACAAAAAAAUACAAAUAUUUCUUCAUGUUCAUCAGCUCUAACCGGAUGGUUUUAAAAAAAGGGGGGAAAAUACAUUCAUGCAGCUUGUUUAGGUUGUGUGUUUCCCUUUUGUCAGCUCAGUAUUUAUUUAAAUGCAACACACCCAUUUAUAUUCAUGAAUUCUUCCGUAUUUCCACCUGUCUGCUGUUUGUCUAUUGUCAGCCUGUCUGUAGAAACCGGUUCAAAUGUCCAAUGUCUGUGGAUUUUCUCCUAUUUGUGAAUUUCAUUAAUGCAACAAAUGUUUCUCAGUGUAAAAACCCAGAGACCACUGUACUAACUUAUUCCCUGUGCAGGGGGUCAUUUUCUGAAUGUAGAUAAUAUGUAAUAAUAACUGUCUGUCAUGAGAUAUUUGUUAAUGAAAAUGCUAUAUUGUACACUAAGUAUGGUGACGUCACUACCUGGUGACUUGUCUAAUUUUUUUACAUAAACAAAUUGUUACAAACCA
This is a messenger RNA of Poecilia latipinna (sailfin molly), 5245 nucleotides long. Its product is annotated as guanine nucleotide exchange factor DBS-like. The coding region runs from base 1062 to 4397 and encodes 1111 amino acids. NCBI's taxonomy places the organism in Eukaryota, Metazoa, Chordata, Actinopteri, Cyprinodontiformes, Poeciliidae. Gene Ontology annotation, cellular component: cytoplasm. The record is from RefSeq and is a predicted model, not a curated record. The transcript has 32 exons. Gene Ontology annotation, molecular function: protein binding; guanyl-nucleotide exchange factor activity. Gene Ontology annotation, biological process: positive regulation of Rho protein signal transduction; intracellular signal transduction.